This is a messenger RNA of Drosophila takahashii, 2321 nucleotides long. It is a transcript of the gene nrv3, whose product is annotated as nervana 3. Gene Ontology annotation, molecular function: ATPase activator activity. Gene Ontology annotation, biological process: intracellular sodium ion homeostasis; sodium ion export across plasma membrane; potassium ion import across plasma membrane. The record is from RefSeq and is a predicted model, not a curated record. Gene Ontology annotation, cellular component: sodium:potassium-exchanging ATPase complex. Lineage: Eukaryota; Metazoa; Arthropoda; Insecta; Diptera; Drosophilidae.
CGGUGGCACUAUCAUUGGCGUUUUAACUGUGGACGGUUGCUACUCGCACUCGCUGGCGGAUUAACGGCAUAGAGAUAUACAUACAGACAUAUAUGUAUAUGCAUCUGCAUAUAUACCACUAUCUCUGGAGCUAUUAAGUACAAGUCUGCGUGGAGGGGGAGCGCCUGAAGGCAAAAGAAAAUCCAUUCUUAACCAAACAGAUUUAGAGCAAAAAUCUUAACAAAAUACUGUUACAAACAUUAAAAAAAACCAAAAUGAUGUACCAAAGCAGUUGAUUAAGAAAGACUCACCCAAAAAAUAAAACCAAAAUUAACACCAAAAACAUAUAUAAAUAAAAAAAUAUAUAUAAUUCAUUAAUAUUCAAUAAGCGUUAAAAAAUUUAACUUAAACCCUAAGCUACAAAGAACUACACCUAACAAAAAGUCUAACAAGAACUCGCUUGAUAGACAAGACACCCUUCUACAACCAGAGUGACAAGACGAAUAAGUAGUUCAAGUGAAAUCAACGGCGCCGAGAAAACAAAAGCACUAAAAUGGCUGAUAAAAAAAUUGGUGAAUACUACGCACCGCCGGUAAAAAUGGGCAAAUGGGAGGGUUUCAAAAAAUUCCUAUGGAACAGUGAAACUAGCCAAUGCCUUGGACGCACCGGUUCCAGUUGGGCGAAAAUUCUUCUUUUCUACAUAAUAUUUUAUGCGGCGUUAACUGGAUUCUUUGCUGCCAUUUUUACGGUAUUUUAUCAAACGUUGGACAAUGAAAAGCCCAAAUGGAUGCUCGACAAUGGUUUGAUUGGAUCCAACCCAGGUCUUGGCUUCCGACCAAUGCCCCCAGAGGCCAAUGUUGAGAGCACAUUAGUCUGGUACGAAGCAUCCAAGGUGGAUAAUUAUAAAUACUGGGUGGAUGAGACUUCCCGUUUCCUGAAAUCUUACGAGGAUCUUGAGAAGCAGAAUCAAGUUAACUGCAGCUUCGAUCAUCCACCACAAGAAGACAAAGUCUGCGGCAUUGAGGUCUCCAGCUUCGCACCAUGCACAGCCGACAACAACUUUGGCUAUCAUGUGGCCAGGCCAUGUAUAUUCCUAAAGUUGAAUAAGAUUUACAAUUGGGUACCAGAAAUUUACAACGAUUCAAAGACUUUGCCAGACCACAUGCCAGAGGAACUAAAACAGCACAUCAAAGAAAAGCAAAGCCUUAGACCCAAUGAAACCAAUGUGGUUUGGGUAUCGUGCGAGGGUGAGAAUCCCGCCGAUGUUGAGAACAUUAAGGCACGUGAUUAUUAUCCACGCAUGGGAUUCCCUCGUUACUAUUUCCCAUUCAAAAAUAUUCAGGGAUACAUACCGCCCAUUGUUGCUGUUCAAUUUACCGUUGAAACCGGCGUUUUGAUCAACAUUGAGUGUAAAGCUUGGGCCCGCAACAUCAACCACGACCGUUCAGACAGAAGAGGAUCCGUUCACUUCGAGUUGAUGGUCGAUUAAGAGAUGCGCUAAGAAAAUUACAUCGGGCAUGAGAGAUCGGCAGUAUCAAGGAGGCAGCCAUCGAAAAAUCUAAGAGAAAUUGAAUUAAAAGAAAAGAAAGAAAUAUAGAAAAAAAAAACCAGCAACAACACCCACACACAAAACCGAAACAAGAAAAAUGUAGCAGUGCAUAAACAACUAGUUAAUGCAAUAAAAACAUGCGAGAUACAGCAGCAACCAAAGACAAAAUUAAAACAAUGAAGCUACAAGGACAAAAUAAAAAACGUAAAGAUUACAAAAAAAAACUAGCCCUAUAAAGCAAAAUAAAAAAAAAUUAAGCAAAAUAAAAACUUACCCAACGCUAAUCAAAGAACACCCCACACUGAAUGACUCAAAAAACUUUAAUUUUUAGGACAUUUUUAUUUAGUUCAUAAUUUAGGCACCAAAUAAUAUUAUCAGUAGUAAACUUUUAAAAGAAGACAAAAUAAAUUAUUUUCCUAUUACAUUUUAUCGGUUUCUUAGUGUCAUUUUUGGAACAGUAAAUAUUUCCGAUAAAAGCUCAGCGAAGAAAGCUUUAAAACUUAAAACUUCAAAUGUCCUUAAAUGAUAACAAAAUUGAUUAAAAUAUUAUUUAUAUUUAAAAGUUCUUCUCUAUCCACUCCUCGUCAGCACCCAGAAUAUCCUAAAAGCAUAAUAUAUUGCUUAGGAUUCCGAAAUAUAAUUUUUUUAAAUUUGUGCUAGGUGUAAGCAGAGCGAAUCAUUUUCACGCAUGUAAACGACAAACACAAAACUCUUACUUGUUUGAAUACUACAUUUAUAAAUAAAAGAACAUAAAUGGUAGAUUCUUUAAUACACCAAUUAACAAGAUCUGCAA